Molecule: messenger RNA, 3319 nt
Organism: Hyla sarda
Lineage: Eukaryota; Metazoa; Chordata; Amphibia; Anura; Hylidae
Product: intercellular adhesion molecule 5-like
Exons: 9
Coding region: 646-2547 (633 amino acids)
Biological process (GO): cell-cell adhesion
Cellular component (GO): membrane
Molecular function (GO): integrin binding
Source: RefSeq, a predicted model, not a curated record
UGUGUGAUAGUUUUCUCACAAUUCUUCUGUGAUUUUUCACCCCAAUAUUUAUUUUUAACAGCAUACAAAAUGACUGUCGUCUCAGAUUUUUCCCAGUUGUCAGCUGAUGACAGGGAGCCUGUCUGCUUCAAUGGGUGGAGCGAUCGCUUGGUGGGAGAGAGAUCAAUCUGCAACUAAUGCAACAGCUAAAAGAAACUGCAAGUGAGACUUAUAAAGGAAGAGGACAGAGGAAGAACAGAGGAAGAACAGAGGAAGGGUCUGUCACCACAUAGAGGCAAAACAUCUCAGGAUAUACUGUAGGUAGAGAUCGGAUAAAGAUACAGCAGCACAGAACAGUGCAGAAAGUUGGUGCUUGUUACAAGUAACCACAGUGGUUUCCCAUAUUACCGCCCCUUGUCUGAGAUCACUAUUGGGGGCUGGAACUGAGAUAAGCUGCAGAGCCAGAUACUUCACGAGAAGCAGAGAGAGAACUGGAUUUGAUCUGAACAAGACAGUAACCAUAGAAGAAGGGGACCAUAAGACUACAAGAAAGACAUCCCGAGGAUAUUACAAGGCUGCGCCUUUUUCUUCUUUUGUGGACAAUCUACCCUCAUCUCUGUACCCGCCAUCUGGAAUUAACCCCUUACUGCUGCAGCACAUCUCACCAUGAGGACUCGACAGAUUCUGCUUGUACUGUUUACCCUUAUACUGGUUUACCAAGUGAGGUCGGAGGAUUUGGUGAAAGUCUUAAGUCCUCCACUAUUUGCCCCAAUUAAUACAACAGUUUGGAUGAACUGCUCUACUCCUAAUCCUAAAAACACAGCGCAUGAAUCCAGAUUACAGAAGAUCAAUACCGAGAAGGGGCCCAACUGGUCAGCAGUUGAAGUUUUGGUUGAUGACUGGGAGAACACAACAACAUAUUGUUUAUAUGAUAAGGUAGAAAUUUCUACCACAGUCAUGGCUUAUGCUCUCCCAUCAAACAUCACUAUAGACAUGCAGACGGAGCUAGUAGAAGGAAAAGAUUAUAAGAUCAUCUGUACGGUCUAUGACGUUGCUCCUUUGGAGUAUCUUACCAUAUACAUCACAAGAGGAGGUGAUAUCAUCAACAACAAAUCCUAUGAAGGACCCCACGUGAAGGACAGACAGACUGUGAGCCACUUAUAUACAUUCAUCGCUAGUCGCAGAGACAACCUUAUGAACUUCUCCUGUGAGGCCGUCCUACAACUUGGAUCAGAACACCACAUGGUCAAGUCCUCGAGGAUAACUGUGCAGACCUACACGCUGCCGGAAGCUCCUGUUAUAUCAGUACAGAAAUGGAUAGAGAAUGGGACCAUAUUUUCAAUAGAAUGUCUGGUCUCCAAUGGAUUUCCUCCACAAGAUGUCAGACUGAACAUACUCAUUGAAGACAACAGCUUAGAUGUUAUUCCUGUUGUGACAGAUGAAGGGACCGUAAAGGGCACGGUCCAUCCAAAUGCUUCAUACUCACUUCUAGGAUUGAAAACCAUCAACUGUGAAUCUUCCCUAUUUAAUUUGUCCAAUGAGACUACAGUGAAUGUAUAUAUUUAUGAGCCUCCGACUAUGAAUUUUUCUCUAUCCAGAAAUGUCACAGACCUGGGUGAGAAUGUGACGGCUACUUGUCAUAUAACUAACAAACGACCCGAGCCUUAUGGUCUGUCCAUUAGUGUGGAUGAUGAAGAAGAGCGGAGGGAGGAGACCUCUAUGGUGACCCACACAUUCACAGCAAGCAGGAGAACUCUGAGCCUUGUCGUCACCUGCACAGCUUAUAUUAUUGAGAAUUCGGACAUAUCCCAAUCUUCAACACAGACACUAGAAGUACAUUAUCCCCCAGAGUUCACGGAAAGUUCUUGCCCCUCGAUUUUACCUUUCGUAGAAGGACAGACAUUUUCAUGUCAGGCUGACGGAAACCCAAAGCCGAUAGUAGAAUGCGGAGCCGAUGGACGUUAUAUAAAGGACAGAGAUAUAAUAACAAGAGACAUGUCCGGGAUUUAUACAUGUCAGGCAACAAACCGCAGAGGAAACGUAUCGAAGGAGAUCAAUGUAACCGUGCAAUAUAAACCAGUGACCCCAGUCCUGACUGUUUCUACCAAUGCAACAAUUACAAUAGGAGAUCCACUAAAUAUAACGUGUAAGUCGGAGGGGUUGCCGGAUCCCACAUACAGUUGGCAGAUCCCCAAUAAUGCUGAGGUCACAUACUCCGCAGAUAAAAACUCAGUCAUUAUCCGCACAGCAGCUCAGACCCACAGUGGAACCUACACAUGUGUGGCCAGGAACCAGCAUGGAGAAUCAAGUACAAAGCGGGAGGUGACGGUUGUGUCUGACAGUAAUAUUGGACUGAUUAUUGGUAUAGUGGCUGCCACAGUGGUCGUAAUAAUCGCUAUAGGCACAUAUAAAUAUUGUACUUGGAAAAGGGGUCGAAAGGGAUUUUACAAACUGCGGAUGCAGAAAAAGCACCAAAGUCAGAAGAAUGGAAACAUUCCAACACUGAGCCAAGAAACUAACUAUACUGAAAUGAAUAUGGAUCCCAUUCAUCAAUCCCAAAACUCAUAACCCGGGCAGGGAGCUUCAGGGAUGUAAAAAAUGGACUCCUAUGUGAGCCGCCAUGUUGUGGCCUUUGCGGUCAAUGAGGACAAUGUCUGCCUGUCACCAUGGAAACCACCACAUUCACUGUACUUUAUCCUGGACAAAGAGGGGAAUAAUGUCUAUGACAGCCAAUCAGAUUCCAGCUAUGAUUGUUUGAGGUUUAGGUGAAGGUGUUACCCAUAGCAACCAAACUCCAACUGCCAGUAUAAAAUGGAACAUCAGAAAGAUUCUAUUGCCAAGGAAACACAACUGUCCCUCCCCCGCACAUCUUCAUACAGGACUCCCCUACCACCAACUUUAAAGAGAAAUAUUUUUGUAUGUUUUUUUUUUUUGUUUACUCAGUUUUUUCUUUAAUAUUUGUUGUUAUUGUUAUUUCGCUGAACCAAAGGCGGACGAUUUAUCAAAGAAAACUUACCUAAGAUUCAGAGGAAAAUGUUAUCUACCACAAGGUCAAAAAGAUCAGGAGUACCUGAAACUACUGGAUCAUAGGCGCAGUGGGCCCCCUAGAGACAGGGAGGCGUCAAGAAAGGAUCUGUGGAGCUAAACAUGUGAUUAGAUAAAUUGAUAGAUAUAUAUAAGAUAGAAAGAUAUAGAUAUGUAUACAGUUGUACAAAUGUAAAUAGAAGAAAAAUUAUCUAUCUAUAUCAUAUAUAUCUAUCUAUCUUAUAUCUAUCUAGCUCAUAUCUAUCUAUAUCUCAUAUCUAUCUAUCUAUCUCAUAUCUAUCUAUCUAUCUAUCUA